Trypanosoma grayi is the source of this 1776-nucleotide messenger RNA. Its product is annotated as Tectonic-1. The transcript has a single exon. NCBI's taxonomy places the organism in Eukaryota, Euglenozoa, Kinetoplastea, Trypanosomatida, Trypanosomatidae. Bases 1 to 1776 code for a protein of 591 amino acids. The record is from RefSeq and is a predicted model, not a curated record.
AUGAGCAUGGCGCUUGGGUUCUGGCUUGCGUGUAUUUGCAGUUUGAUUUUGCAGGCAGCCGCUGAACAGCCGGUUUCAUAUCCAAUUGAAUGGGAGAAUGUGCCAGCGGUUACACCUGGUCCGCGGAAUCUUGAAUCUCCUUAUCUUGGUGAAUGCAUUUGCGAUGUGACGUGGGGUUCCUGUGACCCCAAUUGCUGCUGUGAUAGCGAUUGUGGUGAGGAAGAGCGGAAUAGGUUCGAGUUUUGUUUUGCAGAAACUGUCAGUCACCCUACAAUUUGGUACUGCAAUGAAUACGAUGAAAAUAGAAGAGUAACUGGAGAUACUCAAAGGUACCUUGACGAAAGACGUGAUGGAUUUGGUGCGAUAUGUGUUGUGAAGUCAAAUAACGCGAAGGACCUGAUUCCUUUUUUUGUCUUCCCCAAGAAUAUAUCAAAGCCACGUGACGUCUCUUCUAAUGACUGGCUUAGACAGAACGGAUCUAGAGGCUACACAGUAAAUGGAGGGUUGUCAUUGAUGAAACGCGUAGAGGUUGACACUUCGACUUUCGAGUUAAAAAGCAUGGGUCUUCUAAGUAUUCCAGUGGCACGUCACGAUGGAUACUGCACACCACAAGGUAGGCGUGUGCGGUUUAUGAAUCCCAUAGAUACUACUGGUUGUGUACUGAAGGGAGGAAGUAUAUGUACACUCUUUUCAAGCGUUAUGUACGAAAAUUUGUUCUUGACAGACUUGAGUAAUUCUACUUCUCGUGAGUUUACACCUGUUACGCUGCAGAUUUUUAAUGAAACAUCUGGUGAACUCCUUGCAACGGUCGAUUCAAAUUCUAGUAUUCCGGUGCAAUAUCAGACAGUAAUAAACGGUACGGGUUGCCAAAACGCUGUUAUUCGAGUGAAAACAUCUCUGGUAUACAAUUCUAAUAAAACUGGAUUGAUUUUAACUAAUGCAACUUCAAAAUUGUAUGUGCGUGACAUCAAUCUGAACGAUAUUGCUUCAAUGCUGUUUCAAACAGAGUUUUUGCGUGAGGGCAUGGAUCCACCAUCGAACUAUUUUCCUGGUGCCCCGGGCUACUUUGACGGGUCGCGUGUGAGGGCUGGUACACUCGUGGAGAACAAUGAUAAGGCGGCAAUUGCGGAAAGGGUUGCUGGAUUCUCCGUUCCAAGUGGAGGAAGGUCUUGUUAUCAGAAUAAUUACCGUAAGACGGGUUUUUUGCACGAUGUCAGAAGCAGCGGCUGCAGCAUCUCGGUAUCAGAAGGUGAUUUGCGUGAUAUAUGCUCGGGGGGUGGAACGGGUGCUUUGCUUCGAAACAUUCUCAGUAUAAAUGCAGUGGGUUCACCUGGUUUUGAUGUUGUUACAAGACCUAUCGAUCAUGUAGCCCGUACAAGUGAUGCACAUACAAAUGAUACAUCGAGCUGGAUACAUAUAGAAGGGAUUGAUUUUGGCGAUCUUACCCCCAGUCCAUAUGAUUCUGUUGAAAGAAAAUGUAGCAACAUUUACGUGGGGUUGCAGUAUAAGUUUAUUGUGUCUCGAGUAGGUGCUGAAAGCAAUCCUCAAAACGUUCUUGUGGCCGCAUUUGCGGAUCCUAUCAUUGGUAGUUGGAAGAUACGAAACAAUAGUGAUUUCACCAUGAAUGCAACAUCCACUCAGUGGUUUCGCUUCGAGGUUGCUUUUUCAUGGGCGGAUCCAUAUGCUAGGACAAAAAUGAAUCGUCGGGUUAUUGCUCCACCUAUAUUGCCUCAUUUGGACGAUACGGUUUUUUAUCCCUUUAAGCCACCUCGAUAG